CGUGACUUCAAACUUUGUCACAUCCUUAAUAUUAUUGUUAUUUUCUCAACCGAUAAGCUCACAUGAAAAUGUUACAUUAUUUUCCUCUCUUCUUCUCCCUAGCAACUCUAUCCCUGCUCCUUGUCUCGUCCACCGCUGCAAGACCAGCAGCCACCACUCCGGAGCCAACAGCACCGCCACCUCUUACACCAGCAGCUAAAGAGUUCUUAGAAUCACACAACAAAGCAAGAGCUGAAGUAGGUGUUGAGCCACUUCAAUGGAGCGAGAAGCUAGCAAAAGACACAAGCUUACUAGUCCGUUACCAAAGGAACAAAAUGGCUUGCGAUUUUGCAAACUUAACAGCUAGCAAGUACGGCGGUAACCAGCUUUGGGCUGGUUCCGCCGCGGCUGUUACACCAAGCAAAGCGGUGGAGGAGUGGGUGAAGGAGAAAGAGUUUUACAUUCAUGUGAAUAAUACUUGUGUGGUGAAUCAUGAAUGUGGUGUUUAUACACAGGUUGUGUGGAAGAAAUCAGCACAACUUGGGUGUUCACAAGCUACUUGUACUGGUAAGAAGGAAGCUAGUUUGACUAUUUGUUUCUAUGAUCCACCUGGUAAUGUUAUUGGAGAGAGUCCAUUUUGACUGAUGAUAAUGUAUGAUGAUAUGAAUAACAUGAUGUAUUUCAAGUAAUGUUACUUUUUUCUUCAAUUAAAUUAUGUAAGUUUAAUGUAACCUGUGCUACAGAGAUCAAUAUGCCUAUGUUUGGUUCUAUGUUUUCUUGAAUUAAAAUUGAUUUUUCGAAA
This is a messenger RNA of Medicago truncatula (barrel medic), 781 nucleotides long. RefSeq names its product STS14 protein. NCBI's taxonomy places the organism in Eukaryota, Viridiplantae, Streptophyta, Magnoliopsida, Fabales, Fabaceae. Bases 63 to 620 code for a protein of 185 amino acids. The record is from RefSeq and is a predicted model, not a curated record. The transcript has a single exon.